AUGGACGCCCAGCAUCGUCCGCUCUUCAUCAAAUGGAGCCAGAGUCAACGUGUCUCGCUGUCGGUGGUUAGACCGGACGGCGAGACCGAGACACUUGUGAUCCCUGGAGAACUCCUUCGGCGACGAUCGCGAAAGUUUCGCGAUGUCUUGACAUGCUACGUUUCCGGCAUGCCGGUGCCCGAUACGUCGCUUGAUACGAUGCAUGAUUUCUACAUGUGGACGAUGGAUCCGAAGCCACACGUAUAUGACGAUACGACGUUUGACAAGGCGGUGAAAUUGGGCAUCUUCGCGUCACGAUACGAAAUCCCAGCCCUGAGCAAUCAAGUCACCGAUGUGAUUCGGGGAAAGCUUGCAAGCGGUGACUGGAAGUUGGGGGCCUCGAUGGUUGACGAAAUCUACCAGGCUGUCCCGGUGGGCAGACCACUUCGUGAAGUCGUUCGGGCGGCACUGGGACUGUUGCCGAGGUCGAUCACCACAGAUCCAGAGGAGCCGACUCGAGAAGACUGGGCGGCCGUGAUCCUGAAACAUGGACACUUUGCGCUGGACUUCAUACAGGCGACUUCGUCCGAGUGGACACUGCAAGCUUAUCUUUCCAACGUUUGCCGCUUCCAUGACCAUGAGGAUAUGGGAGCGCAGAGUCCAUCCUCGGCAUCAUGUGAUGGAUGUCGUUAUGCUCAGGACGAGUGUUACCCCACUGGCGGGCAAGAGGCUCUGGCCAAGGUGAAUGGCGAAAAAGAAGCGCCGGGAGAAGAGCCAGUGGGCACCGGCGAGAGCAGCGAUAAGACAUACUACACCGCUGAGGAAGCAGCAGCACCAGAGCCAGAACCAGAGCCAGAAGCGCUGCCAGAACUGGUGCCAGAGCCAGAAGCGGAGCCAGAGCAGUGGCUCGAACCGAUCGCAGAAGAACCAGCACUUGAUUAUGAGGAAGCACCACAGGUUGCAUAUGCCGAUCACCUCACCGAACAUCUCGCUGAGUUGCAACAGGAACCACUACCGGCUUAUGAAGAACCAGCCCGCGAACCAACACCAGUCUUAUUAGCUGAACCAGUCUAUGCUGAGACUGUAGAUUCAGCACCACCAGCACCAGAAUCCGUCCACACCGAACGUCCCUUCAACUGGGCGGACGAUGAAGAGCCCGUGUCAGAGAUAUACGGGGUGGCACCAUCGGACACCAAUGAGGUGGCCGUGUCCGAAGUGAACGCCAUGGCGCCAUCUGAGGUCAGUGGCAUUACCUCGGAGUCGAACGGGAGCGUCGCCUCUCAUCUCGUCGUCAAGGAAGUGGCUGGAGAGGUAGUGGCGUCGGAGUCGCCGAUCGAGGAAGUCGAUACACCUGUCGUGGUGGAGGCGGCCGUUGUUGAAAAUGGACAUGCAGCGGGAGACAAGAAGCUUGAGCAGUCUGCGGGAGUUGAGACGCCGAGUGAGCCCUCAAAGAAGAAGAAAAAGAAGAAGAAUCGGGGAAAUAGUGUUAGUCAAGUCAAGUAG
Molecule: messenger RNA, 1482 nt
Organism: Exophiala spinifera
Lineage: Eukaryota; Fungi; Ascomycota; Eurotiomycetes; Chaetothyriales; Herpotrichiellaceae
Exons: 2
Coding region: 1-1482 (493 amino acids)
Source: RefSeq, a predicted model, not a curated record